Messenger RNA from Zychaea mexicana, 221 nucleotides. RefSeq lists its product as uncharacterized. NCBI's taxonomy places the organism in Eukaryota, Fungi, Mucoromycota, Mucoromycetes, Mucorales, Lichtheimiaceae. The record is from RefSeq and is a predicted model, not a curated record. The coding region runs from base 49 to 216 and encodes 55 amino acids. The transcript is spliced from 3 exons.
UCAUGAAGUAGUAUAGAAGAUAUGAUUACUAACUAGAAGUUAAUCAUCAUGUAUGUUGCCCGAUGUCUGGUCAUCCUUUGGUCCAUUACUCAAUACUUGCUAGUAAUUGAUAUCUCUUCAUUUUCCAAUCCACGCACUAUCACCCCUCCUUGUUAUAUACUCUCAUGCAAAAAUCAUAUUUUAUUUCAUGUCUUGGAUAUUAAGACUCAACAAUAAAGUAC